AUGGCUAGAUUAUUAGUAAAAUUAUCUCAAGAUAAAGGCACUUAUAACUAUAACGUUGUCUCAGUAAUUAUUUUAACCGAAGUUACAAAAUUAGUUAUAUCCCUUUUUUUGUUUUGUAAAGACCAUCCCUUUAAAAACAUUAUCGAUCAGACUAGAGAAAACUAUACAGUACUCUUUCUCUACAUGGUACCGGCACUUCUCUACUGCCUGUAUAAUAAUUUGGCAUUUGUGAACCUAUCAAUAUUCGACCCGACUACAUAUUUUAUUCUUCUUCAGCUACGGGUCAUACUUACUGGUAUUGUAUAUCAAUGUUUGUUUAAAAAGGAUCUCAGCAAAAUUCAAUGGCUAUCUUUAGUCCUUUUAACGAUUGGAUGCAUGAUAAAAGAGUUAAAAAUGGAGGGCAAUAUUCAACAACAGUCUUAUGGUUUUUUUAUCAGUAUAUUGUUGAUGUUGACUCAAAUACUUUGCUCGUGUUUAGCUGGUGUCUACAAUGAAUAUUUACUCAAAAAAGGCCAGGGUGUAAAUGUUAAUGUUUAUGUGCAAAACAUAUAUAUGUACACUGAUUCAAUACUUUGUAAUAUAUUACUGUGGAUAACAUUUAAACAUAAUGAAACAGAAAGUGAUACCUCUGUAACAAACAUUUUUAAAAACUAUAUGGCCAUGUAUAUUGUAAUGAAUAAUGCCAUGUAUGGUGUUGUCACUAGUUUACUACUACACAGUUUAAAUUCAAUCAUUAAGGUUUUUGCCACAGCAAUUGAACUAGUCCUUAUUGCAGUAUUAUCAUGGGUAAUUCUAGGAUACCCAAUCACUUUACAGACUGUGUCAGCUGUAUGUAUUGUUUCGUGUUCUGUGGUUAUUUAUGCCAAACAUCCUAUUACAAAAAGUUUACCACCAGAUACUAAUAGUAAUAAAAAUUUGAUAAAUAUUUAAAACUUAAUUAAA
Molecule: messenger RNA, 942 nt
Organism: Diuraphis noxia (Russian wheat aphid)
Lineage: Eukaryota; Metazoa; Arthropoda; Insecta; Hemiptera; Aphididae
Gene: senju
Product: UDP-galactose transporter senju
Biological process (GO): pyrimidine nucleotide-sugar transmembrane transport
Cellular component (GO): Golgi membrane
Molecular function (GO): pyrimidine nucleotide-sugar transmembrane transporter activity
Source: RefSeq, a predicted model, not a curated record